Amborella trichopoda is the source of this 3354-nucleotide messenger RNA. RefSeq lists its product as uncharacterized. NCBI's taxonomy places the organism in Eukaryota, Viridiplantae, Streptophyta, Magnoliopsida, Amborellales, Amborellaceae. The record is from RefSeq and is a predicted model, not a curated record.
UCUUUCUCUUCCAAUUUUAUUGGACCCAUUUCUGAUAUUUAAAUAUAUCUGCAUCUCUCUGUCUCUCUCUCUGGUUUUUUUCCCAAUAUUACGAGACCCAUUUCUGAUUUGCAAAUAUAUUUGCAUAAUUGCAUCUCUCUCUCUCUUUCUCUCUCUUGGUGGGUAACUGAGCCCAAGCGCAUGCAUGACAUCUAACACAUAUGCAGGUGCGUCUUUUCUGUUUUAAAUUUUUAAUGGAAUUUUGCAGAGAAUCUAAGACUGGUUGGUCAUGGCUGAAACUCAUCUUAAACAGAAGACACUCCAUGAUUUUCAUCUGAGGAACCAACUUCUCUCGAUGGCCAAGAACUCAGACCCAUAUGAAUAUGUUUUGAGAUCAGGGAGAAGAUCGUUUGAGCAAGAUGCCUUCUACAAAACUAGACCUCUUGUCCUGGAUGAACCUUCCACAACAGGUGCUCCACAUGCGACACAGAGAAGCUCCAAUUCUCUCUCUAGAAGCUGGCAAGAAAAAAAAGGUCCUUCUUUGAUCUCCAUGGAAGAAAAAAGGGUCAAGCAAGACCACCCAAAAAAAAUUGCGGUAAGGUCUUCCUCGAACAUGACUGGAAACUACGAAGCUCGGAGCCCAACUUCCUUCCAGCUUCUGCAAAUCUCGAAAGGAGCACAAAAAUUGAACCAGAUGAUUCACUCAUGGUCUAAUCGCCCCAAUAUCGAUUCAAGAUCAAGAGAGAUAGCUAGGGAAUUGUCACGAGGCACUUUAGACCUCGAGGAUUCGCUGAUCAUGUUAGGGAAACUGCAAAAAGCUUCGAGAUACAAGGUUCAUUCGCAAAAGAAGGAAAAGAAGAGAGAGGGGUUAGAGAGAGAAGGUGAGGAGGAGAUAGAAGAAGGCCUUUUGGGGAGAGACCAGAGAAGCAUCCAUGAAAGAGAAUUUGAUAAACCGAGGCUUUCGGUUGAUGGGUCUUUGAGGAAUGGCGCCGAGGAUCUUAAAGAGAUGAUCAGGGAGAGUCUUUACAGGCAAAACUUGCUUCCUCAGACGCAAUCAAAAGGGAAAUCUCCAUUUCUGAACCAGCAAAAGCUCAACCCUGUUUCAGAGUUUUCCUCAGGAAAUCCCAGUCGAAAUUUUGCGAGUUCUGUGAAGGGGAAGAGUGAGAAAACGAUUCUUGAUUAUGGUACUAAAGCUCCCCUUUCUGUUCUUGCAAAUUCGAAGCCCAAAAGGCACAAAGCUCCAAAUGUUAUUGCAAAGCUCAUGGGUCUUGAAGAAUUGCCAGUUGAAAAAGCAUCCCCAAAUAUCAGUGCAAGGAGAAAAUCCCAAGAAUUUGUUAGUGAGAGAAUUUCUGAAAUCUUAGCUCAAUGUGAUAGGAAAGAGAAUCAUCCGGUAUCCGCAGUUCGAAUGAAACCAGCUAGUGAGAGAAGCUUAAUUUCUCAAAGUGAUCAGAGAAAGAAACAUUCUGGGGUUACUGUUACGAUGAAGCAGGAUGCCGAGAGAGAGUUCAUGGCUUCUCAAAGUGAUCAGAGAAAGAAACAUUCUGGGGUUACUGUUACGAUGAAGCAGGAUACCGAGAGAGAGUUCAUGGCUUCUCAAAGUGAUCAGAGAAAGAAACAUUCUGGGGUUACUGUUACGAUGAAGCAGGAUACCGAGAGAGAGUUCAUGGCUUCAAGUGAUCAGAGAGGAAAAAAUUCAGUUAAUGCAGUUCAAAUGAAGCCGGAUAGUGAGAGAAACUACCCUUUUCUUGAUGACCGGGGAGAGAGACAUAGAGAGACAAUAGUAGAAACGAGCCAUGAUAGAGGGAGAAGCUACUCGACUCUGAGUGACCAGAGAGAGAAAUAUCUGGCAGCCGCGGUUUCGACGAAGCCAGACAGAGAGAGAAACUGGUGGUCUAAUGGACCGGAUAGGUCGAAACUAAAGGAAAUUAUUGAUUCUAUGCACUCUAAAGGGAUUUUAAAGAGUACCCAAGAUGAACUCCAGUUAGAAGCCAUUGAUCAUGGUUUUCACAAAGAACCGAAAGCCGAUUUUGAGAAUUUCGAUACCCCACCUAUUGUGAUCAUGAAACCUCUACAUUUUUCUUCAUCAGAGGAAGAGGAUGGCUCAAAACCAAAAUUAUCAAAAGAAUUUGGAGUUUCAGUCCCUGAAAAUAAGCAAAAUAAGCCAGGGGAAUUGGACGUCAAGAGAAAUAAAAAAAAACCAGCAAGUACUGCAAAGAAAUCAGAUUCAAAAGAUCAGAAGCAUGAGAAGAGAGAGAGCGCUAAAAUUGCAGAGAAGGGUGCUAAGCCUCAGAAGGAAAUGAAAGUUAAAAGUGACAUUAUCUCUCUAAAAUCAGUUGGGGUCUCAAGAUUUCAGGGGGAAUCAAUGACAAGAAAACCAUCAAAGACCUUGAAUCAGGUGAAGAAGGAUAAUGAUAACUUGAUGAGAGAGAAACAAGUUAGAACAGUUGUUUCUGGUAGGAAGAUUAAGGGCUACAAGAAGAAGCCAACAAAACCAGCACAAGAUCCCAAUGUCACUCACAAAACAGCUGAGGAUUUGAAUUAUGAGAAUGAUGAGAAGGGUUCGAGCUUCAUGCUCGAGAAACACUGUAUUGCCAUUUCUACAAGCCCAGACUCAGUUCUCCAAUCCCAAAUACAAACCAUUGAAGAAGAGCCUGUAAUUCAUCUCAGAGAGCACCUUGAAGAAGAUCAAUUUGCAUGCUUUGAAGCUCCAAUCGAUCGAACCCAACAUCAGAAAAGCUCUCCAAUUUCACCAAAGAGCUCUAACGAUCCGGAACAUGAAAUAUGGAGGCCCGAGAAGAGUCACAAAGACUUGCAAAAACUUCUUUUGAACAGCCCAUCGUUCCAUACAUUGGCACAAGAGCUCUUCAAUCUCAGCACCACACUGCCACCUCUUUCUCUCUCUAAAACCAGUCUCGAAGAUGAUGAGAGAAUUAAGCCAAUUAUGGACUGUGUCCAUGAAUUGGCCACCCGAAAAAGCCAGAGAGAAGCCCUCACUGCCUACCCAUUGCUGAAACAGAGCUUCAGGAGCCCAAAAACUAAGAGUUUUGUCGAUUUAGUUGGAGAAUUGGGAGAAGACAUGGAAAAUUUGAUGACGUAUGUCGAAACCAGUUAUCGGUUUUUCAGUAGAGAGAGUAUUGAUGUUAUGUUGGAGAGAGAUAUCAGUUGCAGAAGGAUUGAUGUUAAUGGUGUGUGGGAUUUGGGUUGGGAGUGUGGUUUUUUUGGGGGAGAAGAGGUUAUCAGAGAGGUGGAGAAGCAUGUAUUUAAUGGGUUGAUUGAAGAAACUGUAAGAGAAUUUGUAUAGUAGACCAUUAAAAUAAACUAGAGCCCAACCGGUAAUUCCCGAAGCUUGGUUGUGUAUGUGAGAGAGAGAUUCAA